Molecule: messenger RNA, 666 nt
Organism: Aphanomyces astaci
Lineage: Eukaryota; Oomycota; Saprolegniomycetes; Saprolegniales; Verrucalvaceae
Exons: 5
Coding region: 1-666 (221 amino acids)
Biological process (GO): proteolysis; peptide metabolic process
Molecular function (GO): metalloendopeptidase activity
Source: RefSeq, a predicted model, not a curated record
AUGGUGACGUUAAAGCCUCAGGUGUGGACCGCACUAAUUUUGAAUCCGCAUUUUACGGCCGAGCCCCACACGCCGACGAAACCUCCGCUCCUGACGUUUCCUGAAGUGUACAAUAUAUUUCAUUGUUUUGGCUACAGCCUUCGCAUUGCGUUGACAUGUGCCGAACACACCGCCGUAUCGCGUUCGCACGGAAUCGAGUGGGAUGCGAUUGAAGUGCCUUCGAAGCUCCUCUCGAAGUUCUGCUACCAUCGAGAAACGAUUCAAAUGGUGUCAGGACACGUCGAUACGGGGGCUCCGCUGCCAGACUGUAUGUUUGACAAGCUCGUGGCCUCCACACGCAUCAUGGCCGCGACCAACUUGCUCAAGCAACUGGAAUUUUCCGCCCUCGAUAUGGCAUUGCAUCACCAGUACGACCCGUAUUCCACCACGGAAACCAUCUUCGAUGUCAAGGACCGAGUCGCGGAACGCUACUUGUGGUCAGAAGCCAUGUCGGCGGAUGCAUUCGGUCGAUUCGAAGAAGCGACCACCCCAGAAGAAUGGCAGGCUGUGGGCCGCGACUCGCUCCUGGCGAUGCUAGGAAGUGCCCAUCCAUUGGACGCGUUCAAGAGGUUCCGACGGCGACCGCCCAACAUGGACGCGUUGCUGCGCAGUUAUGGCCUGGAUUAA